This is a messenger RNA of Mustela lutreola (European mink), 7097 nucleotides long. It is a transcript of the gene ADAM23, whose product is annotated as ADAM metallopeptidase domain 23. The record is from RefSeq and is a predicted model, not a curated record. The transcript is spliced from 26 exons. Gene Ontology annotation, cellular component: presynaptic membrane. Gene Ontology annotation, biological process: proteolysis. Bases 355 to 2856 code for a protein of 833 amino acids. Lineage: Eukaryota; Metazoa; Chordata; Mammalia; Carnivora; Mustelidae. Gene Ontology annotation, molecular function: metalloendopeptidase activity.
CCCGCGCCGCUCGCUCUCACGCGCCGUCUCAGCGUCCUCAGCCCCAGCAGCAGCCCCCGCAGUCGCUGGAGCGGCCGCGCCCGCCGCAGGGAGGGAGGAGCAUCUGGGGAGGCUCCAAGUUGGCGGAGCGACUAGGACCCCCGGACUCUUCAGCGGCCGCCCGGGAGGGGCUGAGAGGCGAGCAGGGGAGGGGGCGCCGCCGAGCCUCUAGUCCCGAGCCCCGAGCCCCGACCCCCUGCCCGCGGCCGCACCAUGCGCGCCGGGUCGGCGUGAUCGGCUCCGCCCGCAGCCUCCCCGCAGCCUAGCCCGGCGCUCUCGCCCGCCACACUGAGCGGCGCCCGGGAGCUAUGAGCCAUGAAGCCGCCCGGCAGCAGCUCCCUGCGGCCGCCCCUGGCGGGGUACAGCCUUUCCCGAGCCUCUCGCGGCCCCUCCGGCGGCCCCGCCGGCCCGGCGCCUCUCCGCGCCCCGGCCCGCGCGCCGCCCUGCCGCCUGCUCCUCGUCCUUCUUCUGCUGCCUCCUCUCGCCACCUCGUCCCGGCCCCGGGCCUGGGGGACUGCUGCACCCAGCGCUCCGCAUUGGAAUGAAACUGCAGAAAAAAAUUUGGGAGUCCUGGCAGAUAAAGACAGCACAUUGCAACAGCAUAACAGCAGUAAUAUCAGUUACAGCAAUGCAAUGCAGAAAGAAAUCACAUUGCCUUCAAGACUCAUCUAUUACAUCAACCAAGACUCAGAAAGUCCUUAUCAUGUUCUGGACACAAAGACAAGACACCAGCAAAAACAUAACCAGGCUGUCCAUCUGGCCCAGGCAAGCUUCCAGAUUGAAGCCUUUGGCUCUAAAUUCAUUCUUGACCUCACACUGAACAAUGGUUUGCUGUCUUCUGAUUAUGUGGAGAUCCACUACGAAAAUGGGAAGCCACAGCACUCCAAGGGCGGAGAGCACUGUUACUACCACGGCAGCAUCAGAGGAGUCAAGGACUCGAGGGCUGCUCUGUCGACCUGCAAUGGACUUCAUGGUAUGUUUGAAGAUGAUACCUUUGUAUAUAUGAUAGAACCGCUGGAGCUGAUUCACAAUGAGAAAAGCACCGGUCAACCACAUAUAAUCCAGAAAACCUUGGCAGGACAAUAUUCUAAGCAAAUGAAGAAUCUCAGUAUGGAAAGCAGUGGCCAGUGGCCCUUUCUGUCUGAAUUGCAAUGGUUGAAAAGGAGAAGGAAGAGAGCCGUGAACCCAUCUCGUGGUGUGUUUGAAGAAAUGAAAUAUUUGGAACUUAUGAUUGUUAAUGAUCACAAAACGUAUAAGAAGUAUCGUUCUUCUCAUGCACACACCAAUAACUUUGCAAAGUCCGUGGUCAACCUUGUGGAUUCUAUUUACAAGGAGCAGCUCAAUACCAGGGUUGUCCUGGUAGCAGUAGAGACCUGGACUGAGAAGGAUCAUAUUGAGAUCACCACCAACCCUGUGCAGAUGCUCCAUGAGUUCUCCAAAUACCGGCAGCGUAUGAAACAGCACGCCGAUGCCGUGCACCUCAUCUCGCGUAUGACAUUCCACUAUAAGAGAAGCAGUCUGAGUUUCUUUGGAGGUGUCUGUUCUCGCACACGGGGAGUUGGUGUGAAUGAGUAUGGUCUUCCAAUGGCAGUGGCACAAGUAUUAUCGCAGAGCCUGGCUCAAAACCUUGGAAUCCAAUGGGAACCUUCUAGCAGAAAGCCAAAAUGUGACUGCACAGAAUCCUGGGGCGGCUGCAUCAUGGAGGAAACAGGGGUGUCUCAUUCCCGAAAGUUCUCAAAGUGCAGCAUUUUGGAAUAUAGAGACUUUUUACAGAGAGGAGGUGGAGCCUGUCUUUUCAACAGGCCAACAAAGCUAUUUGAGCCCACGGAAUGUGGAAAUGGAUAUGUGGAGGCUGGAGAGGAAUGUGACUGUGGUUUACACGUGGAGUGCUAUGGACUGUGCUGUAAGAAGUGCUCUCUCUCCAACGGGGCCCACUGCAGCGACGGGCCGUGCUGUAACAAUACCUCAUGUCUCUUUCAGCCACGAGGGUAUGAAUGUCGGGACGCUGUCAACGGGUGUGAUAUUACUGAAUAUUGUACUGGAGACUCUGGCCAGUGCCCACCAAACCUUCAUAAGCAAGAUGGAUACGCAUGCAAUCAAAAUCAGGGCCGCUGUUACAAUGGGGAAUGCAAGACCCGGGACAACCAGUGCCAGCAUGUCUGGGGGACAAAGGCUUCCGGGUCUGACAAGUUCUGUUAUGAGAAGCUGAACACAGAAGGCACAGAGAAGGGGAACUGUGGGAGGGACGGAGACCGCUGGAUCCAGUGCAGCAAACAUGAUGUGUUCUGUGGGUUUUUACUCUGUACCAAUCUUACUCGAGCUCCGCGUAUUGGUCAGCUUCAGGGUGAGAUCAUCCCAACUUCCUUCUACCAUCAAGGCCGAGUGAUUGACUGCAGUGGUGCCCAUGUGAUUUUAGAUGAUGAUACAGAUGUGGGCUAUGUAGAAGAUGGAACGCCAUGUGGUCCAUCCAUGAUGUGUUUAGAUCGGAAGUGCCUACAGAUUCAGGCCCUAAAUAUGAGUAGCUGCCCACUCGAUUCCAAGGGUAAAGUCUGUUCAGGCCAUGGGGUGUGCAGUAACGAAGCCACCUGCAUCUGUGAUUUCACCUGGGCAGGGACAGACUGCAGCAUCCGGGAUCCAGUCAGGAACCUUCACCCUCCCAAGGAUGAAGGACCCAAGGGUCCUAGUGCCACCAAUCUCAUAAUAGGCUCCAUCGCUGGUGCCAUCCUGGUAGCAGCUAUUGUCCUUGGGGGCACAGGAUGGGGAUUUAAAAAUGUCAAGAAGAGGAGAUUCGAUCCCACCCAGCAGGGCCCCAUCUGAGUCUGCAGCGGCAGCGGGUGAGCGGUGCCUCGCACCGGUGGAUUCUGGGUGCGACAGACCCGCUGCACCGUUGCUGGAGCUGUUGCAUCUGUAAGCAAGACCACUGGGUGGUAACGACCACAGCACUGAAGUUGGGGGACAGGGAUGGGGGAACAGGAAACUGUCCUUUGGGGAAAUCAUUUCAAAGAACCCCUCUUACCACCUGUCAAGAAAAGGGGAUCAAAGACAAUGUUAUAAAAAGAACUAUUUCAGAAUCUUUUUUUUUUUCUAACUGAAGGAAGAAGGAACAAUAACGGAAAAUUAAGUGCAAUAAAAGAACCAUUAAAAAAUAGCAAAAGAUUUUUUUUCUUUCCUCAGCCUGCUGGCACUUACUACCUUCUAAAUGAUUUGGCAUGAUUUUCUUUUCUUUUCCUACCAAUGACACACUCCAGUGGCAUGAAGAUCUAAUUUUCGAAAGGGUAAAAUCCGCAUGGCCUAUCUACAACAAGCAGCUAGCAAGCCAUCCACAGCAAAACCUGCAGCUGAAUUCCCGAGGUGAACCGGCCGGGGAACAGGGGGGUGCUGUCCGGCCCUCACCCCCUUGUCUAGGCCAGCCACGAGAGACCCCACGGACCCCUGCUCAUGUUGAGUCCUUUUCCCCGUGUGCUCGCCUGGACCAAGCAUCCUUUGGAAAUGGGAGCUGGAAUUUGAACAAUGAUGCUAUUGUAUAGUUCUUUUAUAAAUGUAAAUAUGGAAAUAAGAGAUUUUGACAUCAUUUUCACUUGUCUGUACUGGAAUAUUUUUCUUGUAAAAGUUCUCUGUAGAUUGGAGUUUAUUGUUUGCUCCCCAUCUUUUGGGUUCUUUUCGCUGUUUUCUCUCUCUCUUCUCUGGUAACGUGUUGUUCAGUGAUUUGGGGGCUUGCUUCAAAAAAGACAGAUGUAGCCACAGAUGCAGGGAGUUUGGGCACAAAGCAGGUACAAGUGAACAAGGAAAUGCGUGAACAAAAUGAAAUGCUUGAAACCAAAAAUGAGCAAAAGCGGGGCGGGGGGGGGGGGACACAAACAACUAAAUAACCCAUACUAAAAAUACAAAAAUUAUGUAAAUGCAAAUAUAUGUACUGACCAGUCUAACAUUUUGUGAUGUCAUUAUACAUGUAUGUAUAUAAUGUAAGAAAGUAGACACCCUCUCAAAGGAAUCACAAAAGUGCCAAGCUCAUGAUUUGCAUUUUUGGUUUUGACAGUUUUUCUUUCCCUGUCUUUAAUGUGAAAGGAGAAUGAACUUAAAGCCUUAAAUUAAAAAAUAACUUUUCAAGGUUAAAAAACUGGGGGGGAAAGUUACACUUUCCAUUUCGUUCACAGCUGUUGUUGUCCAUAUCUCAUCCAUGCUUCCUCUCCCCGCCUCGAAAGACGUGGUAGAACCCCACUGGCAAGCUGGUAAUGGACACACAGCAGGGGCUGCCUUCUUGUGAGUGUUGCUAUCGUGGGCUUUACGUCUGUGUGGUGUGUUUUCAGAUGAAUCUUGUCAGGAGCCCGUAGUGUGUUACCGGUCUGUGGAAUGUUCUGGAUUGCGAUGGGAUUCUGCUGUUCACAAAUUUGUCCAUCUUCUUUGGCCUCCAGGCAGAUGUGCCAAUGUAAUCUGGGUUCCCAAGUCCCUCUUGAGUUUCCUUCACUGACACCGCUUUCUUCCAUUUAGGGUCAAGAUAGUGUCCGUUCAAGGGCAUAGUAUAUACAGUGAAUGAAGAAAUCUGGUCCUGACUUGGUUUUGAAUGUAGAAACUUGUACGUGAGUCCUUCACUCAGCACCCACUUAGACACUUGCAGAUGAGCUUUCCUGAAGCACCCCCUCCCCAGCCCAAGAGCCUGCACUUCUCUCACACCCUCUUUUCAGGAACAGGACACGCCAUCGUCUGUUCGUUUCAUGACAACCAAAUGAAUUGCUAGAUUUGGCUUUCAGCCCCUUUUCAGCAAGAUUCAUGACACCAGUCUCACAAUUUUUGCUUCGAUUUUGGAAAGGAUAACGUGCUAAAAAUGUACUGCUUAAAACUGUGAGUUUUUUUCUUCUGGUAUAUUGAAUUGUGGCCAUAUCACAGUCUCAGAGCAGAAACCUUACUUUCAGUAUGCUCCAGGAGAUCAAUACCUAACCUCAAUCCUGUUACUGCUUUCUGAGUAAUAGGUGCUACCCAGGUCAGCAGUCUUUCUCUAGAACUAGCUGUACAUUUAUGUCCUAACAACAGGGCUAUCUCCAAGGUUUAUCAGCCUUAUCCUCAGCUUCAUGAGACACGGGCUGUAUCCCUCCACCUAGUGGCGAUGGCUCUUUCAGUCCAGAGAAAACUCAGAUUACUUGGCAUCUCUUCCUGUCACCGUAUUGUUUAUGUCUUUGUUGCUGGAUCCUACUUGCUGGCGGAAUCCAUCUGUUACUGACUACACCACGCACAUUUCACUGCUCUUUGGGAGGCACCACAUGUGACUUCACAGAACCAAACCAUAGUGGUUACAAAACAAGUUAAAUCUCUAUUAUUAACUUUUGAGCAUUUCACAGACAACAUUGUAAGUGUGCGAUGUUACGUUUUAAAUCAGACCACAGUGGUCCCCAAAUAUUAUGUACAUAAUGGCAAAUGUCAGUGUAACUUUUUGUUACACUGGCAGUUUCAUAGGUAACCACACCUAUGUUCCAAUGUUCAAUUAUCUGUGUGUAUAUGUAAAAUACACAAGCUUUAAGCUACCUGUGUAUGAAGAUGAAAGAUAAUGCAACCAUACCAACCGUAAACAAUGGAUUAUACUUACUUUGGGUGGUAUUCGGUUAUGUCGUUCCAAACUCUUUGCUGUUUUUUCUCUUGCACAUGCCAUUCAUUUGCUGAUUUUUGUGGUAAGAAUAGUCCUUUUUAUUAAUUUGAGCUCAAAGUCCAAAUGUGUCACUGUCUUACUGUUACCCAACAAGAGUUAGUGUUCAGUGAUGACAAGUUCCCGUUUCAUCCGCUCUUCUUUGCCGCAUUAAUUAACGACACCUGGAUGAGGAGGUGUGCGCUAACUUCAUUGCUCACCUGGGAUCCUGCAUGAGCCCACUGAAUUAGUGCUACUCCUAUUAGAUAAAUGAGCAGUACACAUAGGUGCAUGUUAUGAAACAUGAAUCACAUAGAGCUGUGGAGUUUUACCAAGUAGUGUGUUUUUUGUUUUCAUUUUUGUUUCCACUAUGCAAAGAUGGGAAAUGCACAAACUUCUCAAAGACUCCAGUGUCUGAAGAACUUAACAAAUAAUACUUGAACCUUUCUUUAAAGUCAUCCCAUCAUAUUUUAUAGUCAUGGUUGCUUCCAUUGUUAACUUUUGUUUUUAAAUGGUUUGUAAUUUUUUAAGUGUACAACCUGAAGUUUUGUUUGAAGUUAAUAAAUUCAUUCAUAAUCUCGUUGGCUGCCUAUGAAUGGAGAUUCAGUGGUCAUUGUACGCAUCUUUUAGUCCAGUGUGUAUUAAAAUCGUUGCUAAGAUAGAUUGUUGUAGCUUUAUGCUUUGACCAGUUUUCUUAGGCCCCCUUUUUUGUGUUAUCUUGUGGUGUUGAUGAAAUGGCCACAUGCCUGAUAUCAAGAGUUUUUUCUUAGCACGGGCUUCUCAAUCAAAGGCUCACUGAAAAUUAAAGCAGUCAAUGGAGCCAAAUAAAAUCUCUGAUUCAUGACAAACAUAUUCCUGAUUAGAUCAGUUUCAUUGGAGUUAUUGGAAAUGCUCUACCUCUUAUAAAUGGGGGGAGCUCACUUCAGGAUCAUACAAUUAUCAAUUUUUUUUUCUUUAGUUUCUCUCUUCUUCAUCUAAAGGGGGUAACUAGGGAUAAGAUCCACACUUCUGACCUGGUACAGAAUUUACAAACAAGCUACAAAGAAAAUAGAAGUAUUUGGUUAUACAAAUAGUUUUAUCAAAAACAUUCAAAGAAAGAAAUUUCCUCACACCUUACAUGAAAUUGGUUACCAAAUGAUACUCCUUCUUUACAAGUGUCUUUCAGUCUGUCUCCUCCAUUCUUGGUUUGACCUCAGCUGACUCAGGUAACUCAACGUAUAUCUACCACACUGACGUGCAGAGAGGCUGAUCUGAUCACAUCGUUCUGCUGAAAGUUUGCAGGGAGGGGUUCUUCAUAUCCUCUAGGAUGAAGUUCAAACUUAAUAGUGUAACUAAAACAUCUGCCUGCCUUUCACAGCCUCAACCUUGUUUAUUUUUCUAUUGGCUUAUCCUCUCAGUCCCCUAACUUAAGAUUCCCCUCCAAGAGCCUCUGCUACCCAAGCUG